AUGGGGUCAUUGUAUCGAGCUAAGUCCACUCAUAUGGUGGAUCUUAAGGGUAAAGGUAUCCUCUAUGAGGAUGAUGACGAGCCGAUUAAACUUUCUGAUCAGGAUGACUCAGAAGUUAUUAAUGAAUAUCGUAUGUCCCUGAUCAGAAAGCAUCGCAUCACAACAAAUGACUUGGGUAAUGGCAAGUUCUUAUUCAACUUCACAACUGAAGAAGACCUUAUGUUGGUUCUUCAAAAGGGCCCUUUCCAUUACAAUUACUGCAUGUUUGUAUUGGUGAGAUGGGAACCGAUUGUCCACGAUGAUUACCCUUGGGUCGUUCCCUAUUGGGUGCAACUGAUUGGAAUGCCUCUGCACUUGUGGACGGUUAAGAACAUGAUGAAUAUUGGAAGCAGAAUUGGGCAUGUGGAUGAAGACACGAUUGAUCUCAUAGAUGGUCACAUGCGCAUCGACGUUGACUCAAGACGCCCACUAAAGUUUAAAAGGAAAGUUGAAUCUUCUGAGAGAGAAGAGGUAACCAUUGAGAUCAAGUAUGACAUGCUAUUCAAACACUGCACCACUUGUGGUUUAAUGUCUCACGAGAAAGGAUAUUGUCCUACUCUAGAUACUAAUCGACCUCAAUCUCUUACGGAGCGAGGGGAUGUUUUUGCUCGAGUUCAGUUGCCUCUGGAGCAGUUUGGUCGUCAGCCAUUGCUGAGGGACUACCGCAAUAGGGAAUUAGAAGCUAAUCGACAGCCUUUACUGAGGGAUAAUAGGAGUACAGAUGCAGACACUUGGUUGCCUACUGAUCAAGGAAGGCAGGAUUACAACGCUAGACAUUUUGUUGUGGACACUUAUCAGUCUCGUUCGAGAGGACCUAUCCAUCGUAAUGACUCUCAUUCUGAUAGGAUUAUAGGUAGACGGGAUGAGAAGCACAACAACAAUCGGUAUGGAAGCUCUCGAUAUGGUACAUGGACUUAUGAUCGUAAGGAACAUCUCAGUUGGCGCGAGAAAUCGCACAACAAGUCAAGAGAGAAUGAUAUGGGUACUGAUCAAGUCCGGAAUGGAACUUCAACUUCAAGGGAGGCUGUUCUUUAUGACCAUACAUCGAACAAGAACUAUACCCCAAAGACUGAUGAGGUAGCUCCCCAGAGUGGAGGGCCAAGUGGGUAUAAAAGGUUGGCCAGUGCCAUUGUUACCCCGUCUCGGCAACCACCUUCUAAAGAGGAUAACAUCACAAUUAGGGACAAGAGUGUGGCUCUUUCACUCACGUUCUCUCCGCAGGUUCCAGACAAUAAAGUGGGGAAUGAUCAAAUCAUUGGACCCCUCAAUGACAUGGAGAUAAUGGACCCAAAUGCGGAUGCUAUGAUGGACUAUGAUGUUCAAGAUAAUGAUUUGUUGGGGGAAGAUUUCAUGGACGUGGAACUGCAAAAGGAUGAAGUAAAAGGACGUCCCUCUACAAGGGAUUUUAAUGAGAUAACUGAUCAUAAUGAGAAAAUAGGAGGAAGGCAACGCCCCGAUAGCUCGUUCUUACAUUCUAGGCAGAUGCUAAGCGAUUGUCGUAUGCUGGAAUUUCCUUUUACUGGAGAUAUGUUAUCAUGGGGAUCAGAUCAUCGUCCGGUCCUCACAAAUAUUCUCACAAAAUCAAUAACGAAGUCGAAGAAGUUCAAAUUUGACAAGACAUGGCUGGAUAAUGAGGAGCUAAGGCAAGUAAUUCUUGAUGGAUGGAAAUCCCCAGAUCUCCCUCCAGAUGCAAGUAUUAUGGAGCAUAUUUCGAGCUGCCGUAAAGCGUUGGGUGAGUGGAGGAGACAUCACAAUUUGAACUCAGCAAAGCAAGUAGAGGAACUAAAGGAGAAGAUAGAGUGCAUGUACUCGAAUGAUGAUGCUACAAGCGAGGCAAAGCCCCGUGAAUUUGAAGUGAUGAAACUAGUCAGAAAAUACGGUAAAGGAUCGUGCCAAUGUAUCAACCUUGAGAAAUCCUCUUUACUCUUUGGUAAAAGGAUUAACGCAACUGCAAAACAAGAGAUUAAAGACACACUUGGAAUCUAG
Molecule: messenger RNA, 2025 nt
Organism: Brassica oleracea var. oleracea
Lineage: Eukaryota; Viridiplantae; Streptophyta; Magnoliopsida; Brassicales; Brassicaceae
Exons: 5
Coding region: 1-2025 (674 amino acids)
Source: RefSeq, a predicted model, not a curated record